CUCUAGGCAAAUGAGACGUUUGGCAAGCCAAAACGUUUGUCUUAUGCUUAGUUCCUUCUUGAAGUUUGGUUAUUAUUGGGCUCAGACCAUGUUGAUCAGUUCAAUAUUUUAUAAUUUAUGGACAAUUACCAAUACCAAUAUGAUAAAUUAAAUGAUUUACUUGAUAUUAAAUGCUAUUUAGUUUGAUUUUUUAUUUUAAGUUUAAAAGUAUUUAAAUUAUGUGAUCAUAUGAAAUAUAAGUUGUAAACCCACCAAAUCCACCCAACCACUCAUCAUGCGCAAUAUAGACUAAGACCAGUGGCGGAUCCAGGGGGAGGCCACCCCGGGCCACGGCCAAGCCCUCCUCUGGAUCCGGAGCUAGGGAUGGCAACAAAACCCGAACCCACGGGUACCCACCCCGACCCAACCCGGUCAACGCGGGUAAAAUCCGUGUUGACGGGUUUUGGGCCGGGUUCGGGUUUAAACCCGCUACACUAUUCACCGGGUCGGGUUGGGUUUGGGUUUAGGUAAACCCGACCCAUGGGUACCCGCCCACACACAUAUAAUUACUUUCCCGGUAUAUUUAAUAUUCUAAAUAAUAUAUUUUCCUUAAACAAUUAAUAUUCUUUAUGUUUGUGGAGACAUGUAUAAUUUGUUAUUUCUAAUUGUUUAGAAUGAAGUUGAUAUUAUGAAGUGGAGAGUGAAGAAACUUAGUUGACGAGGAAGAAGCUUUCAAUUAAUCUUUUGUUUAUAGAUGUUUAUCUUUAAUUUUGAACAAUUUGUAUUGAUCAUUUGCGGUUUGCUUGUAUGCUCUAGAUUGGUGUUUUUUUGUAUGAUUAAUUUGUAUGAGAAAAUUGAUGUUAAACUUUUAUUUUGAAAGAAACUUGUUAUUGUAAAUUUUUUACCACAAAAACCCACGGGUACCCAUGAACCUGUGGAUACCCAACGGGUUAGGUUGGGUUUGAGUUUUUCAAACCCAACGGGUUUUACCCCGGGUUUUUUUUAUGGAUAAACCCAUGGGUUUGGGUUUGGGUUUGGGUUUGACAAAACCCGCCCAAACCCGACCCAUUACCAUCCCUAUCCGGAGCUAGUAUAGCCCUUAUUAGUUUAUCGGUUGUAGUCAUUCUGCCCAGUGUUAUUUUAUAAUAAGAUUGUGUGUAAUUAGGAAAAUGGGUCUGAUGAACAUAUUCAAAAGUAACGCAGCUCUAAAUUUAACCUGAAAAUUCUAACUCCAAUGAUUCUCGCCUAAAGAAAAACAAGCAAUGAAACCUAAAAUUCUAAAAGUAAAAAACAUAAAAGAUUAAAAGAAAUAUGAGGUUUGUUCACUUGAAAAAUUACUAGAGUAGCUGGUGAAAAUAGGGAUUGACACAAAAUAUAUAUAUUGAUUAGUCGAUUGAUUUGUCUAGUAUUGGCAUUGCUCGUUUCAACAACUACGGAGAGAACCUUUUCACAAAUGAAAUAGGUGAAAAAUUAUCUACGUAAUAAAAUGAGCGAUGAAUUUCUCGCCAAUUGGUUAACUAUUUUAUCUUAAAGAGAGUAUGCUAUUAGUAUGGAUGUAGACUCCAUUAUUGAUGAAUUCACUAUAUUAAAAUUUAAAAAGAUCGACGUGUACAAUUGAUAUUGUAAAAAAAUUUAUAAUUUUCAUACGGUAUCUAAUUUUCUAAUGAAAUGCGGGCCCAGUGUUCUACUGUGUCUUGGAUCUGCCGCUGACUAAGACACCUCGCUUCAUGUGGAUGGUUGGUUCAUGUGGAUGGUUUUUUACAAGAAGAUUCUAACCCUGGAUAAUUUGAAGAAGAGAGGUUUCAACUUGCCGAACAGAUGCGCUCUUUGCAAGGAUGAGGAGGAAAGUGUUAACCACUUAUUCGUGAGUUGCACCUUUGCGAAUGAGACGUGGAAUCUAAUGCGACCGUUCGUGAGGAUUGAAGACAGUAUAUGCAAGGUCAGUGAUGUGGCGGACAGGUUAAUGAUUUGGCAACACCACAAGCCGGCGGAUCCCUCGCAAUGGUCAUCUAGGGUGUUCCUUCACGCUUUUUGCUGGAAACUGUGGCUAGAAAGAAAUUCGAGAGUCUUCAGUGAUUCCGAAAACUCUCCCUAUGUGGUUGCUUUUAAAAUUGCUUGUGCUAUUUCCCAAUGGCUUGCUGCUGCUGCGAAAGUCGACAGAGAAGUCACCAAGAACUGGCUAGAGUGUUGAAAAGCAUAUUGUUCCCCCAGAAUGGACAACUGAUGGUGUUGGGUCCAGGGCUUCUUGUGAGCCUCUUUGUUUGUUGGGUUUGACUUCUGCAGAUCAUUCCGUGGCGGCUCUCCUGCCAUCUUCCUCGUGUGUGUCUCUGCUGUCUUCUCCGUCUGUUUCUAAGACCCUCUGCCUGUCGCCCUGGUAGAGUUUGUUUUGCAUUUCUCUUUUCCCCCAGGGCCUUUUCGGCUUGUUCGGUGAUAGGGCAAAAGUGCAAUGCUUCACUUCCUAUCUCGUAGUAAAAUCGGAAAGUCCGGGUAUCGUCUCUUAGGGACUAGUACGACCUUAUAACUUAUCAACUCUGUGGAGCAAACUAUAGGUGAAAAAUGGUUUGGUUGAUGAGAUUAUUAACUAAUAGCAAAAUAAUUAAACUAAUUAAGCAAAGUAAACUUGUCGGGAGAAAUUCAAUGGGAAAAGCUCUGGGAGAAACACCGGGACUUGCUACCUAUCAUAUCCAAAUUAAUUCACAUAUUCCAAUCAGUUUAAUCCAACUCUCUACAGCCAGGAUAUCACGAAUGUGCUAGCUAUCCCUGUCGGGAAUUACUACGUACUAAACAAUUAAUUCAAAUCCUACUGUCGUAACUCAAAGAAUUAACUAUUUAGCCUGAAGAACGAUAUCCUAUUUAAGACCGCAUAGCACCUUAUUUAAUCCACUGUCGCUUCGAUAAGUUACUAUGUCACACGAAAUAUGUUUAGUUAUUAGGGUUUCACUGUCGCUAAUAACCUAAUUAACAACAAAUCAAUGUAUUGGUGGUCAUUCAACACAAAGCAUUAAGUAAUUUCAUGCAAUAGAGAUUGGAAGAAAAGAAAUAUGAAUCAAUUCAUCAAGUUUAGAAAUAGCUACAUCCUAUGGUGUUUCCCCCAGAAAUCGGGGUUUAGUUCAUGACGAAAAUAAGAUAAAUCGAUAAAGUUUUGAUCAUCAUAUUCUAAAUCAACAAUAAACAACUUAUUUGGUUCAGAAAAUCCAACCAACUAAUCUCUCUCGUCGUUGAACUCAGCUCAGACAGCCUUAAAAAUCUCGAUCGCCAAGCGCCCUCUGCUUUCCCUGCUUCCGCUGCGCCUCUGUUCCCCAGAGAAAUUCUUUCCCAAUUCUUUCCUCCCGCUUCCGUGUCCCCCCGAAUUCCAAAUAAUGGCCCCUCCAAUUAAUCCCUUCUCUCUACAAUUCUCUGUCCCCAAUAUUUCCGUGGCCCACUCUAAUUCCCCCCAGGCCCAGCUCCCUCUCGUCCCAAAGUGUCCCAGGGAAUUAAUUCCCUCUUGUCAUUUGUCCAGGGAAACAGAUUCCCUGCCCGCCAAAUCCAACAAGCCUGUUCUUUCUAUCAAUUUGGGCUGGCGGCCCAAACCCAGGUUGGUUUUCGGUUCCUUGUCCAUAGUCUCUGUUGAACCUCCAGGUCUGCCUAUGCAUCAAAUUUUCUAUUUGUUCUCAUAUGCCUUCUUCUUUGUCCACCUAAAAUAUAUCAACAUACUAACCCAUGGUGAUAAUGGUAUGAUAACCAUUCCAUAGACAAUUGCAUCUAAAACAAGCAUUAUAUAUCUCAAAUAUAUCAUAUAAUAAUCACAUUGAGCACAUAAAAUCAAUAUGUUUUCGAACA
Linum trigynum is the source of this 3798-nucleotide messenger RNA. NCBI's taxonomy places the organism in Eukaryota, Viridiplantae, Streptophyta, Magnoliopsida, Malpighiales, Linaceae. The record is from the annotation of a GenBank genome assembly.